UAAUAUUUGAUUUAAACUGUGAUACUUAGCCAGGAUGUCCAUUAGAAUUGCCUAUGCAGGAUUUAUUUUAGAGCCAGGCAAGCUGAUUCUAAAGUGCACGUGAAGAAGUAGUCUAGCAAAAAUGGCCAUGACAAUUCUGAAAGAAAAACCACACGAGGGGAUCAUGAAACAGCCCAAUUAGCAUUAAGCUCCAUGUUAAAAUUGUGGUAAUGAUGCCUAGCCCAUGAGACAUGCCAAUGGGCUGAAUAUAAGGACUAGAAUAGGCCUACAUUCCUAGGGGAACUUCAUUUCUGCUCAGGAGAGAAUUUUAAAUCACUGAGAAAAAGAGGAUGUAUUUUCCGCAAAUGGAACGUAUCUUUCAGAAGUUAAACAUCUGAAUGACAGCAACAGAACUUGGAUCCGUGUCUCCCAACGGCCAAGGCAGGAUGACGCAAAACACGGUGAUUGUGAAUGAAGUUGCUAUGGCCUCUAGGCCAUCCCAGCCCACCCACGUCAACGUCCACAUCCACCAGGAGUCAGCUUUGACACAACUGCUGAAAGCUGGAGGUUCUCUGAAGAAGUUUCUUUUUCACCCUGGGGACACUGUGCCUUCCACAGCCAGGAUUGGUUAUGAGCAGCUGGCUCUAGGGGUGACUCAGAUAUUGCUGGGGGUUGUGAGUUGUGUUCUUGGAGUGUGUCUCAGCUUGGGGCCCUGGACUGUGCUGCGUGCCUCAGGCUGUGCCUUCUGGGCGGGGUCUGUGGUGAUCGCAGCAGGAGCUGGGGCCAUUGUCCAUGAGAAGCACCCGGGCAAACUUGCUGGCUAUAUAUCCAGCCUGCUCACCCUGGCAGGCUUUGCUACAGCUAUGGCUGCUGUUGUCCUCUGCAUGAAUAGCUUCAUCUGGCAAACUGAACCCUUUUUAUACAUCGACACUGUGUGUGAUCGCUCAGACCCUGUCUUCCCUACCACUGGGUACAGAUGGAUGCGGCGAAGUCAAGAGAACCAAUGGCAGAAGGAGGAGUGUAGAGCUUACAUGCAGAUGCUGAGGAAGUUGUUCACAGCAAUCCGUGCCCUGUUCCUGGCUGUCUGUGUCUUGAAGGUCAUUGUGUCCUUGGCUUCCUUGGGAGUAGGUCUUCGAAACUUGUGUGGCCAGAGCUCCCAGCCCCUGAAUGAGGAAGGAUCAGAGAAGAGGCUACUGGGGGAGAAUUCAGUGCCCCCUUCGCCCUCUAGGGAGCAGACCUCCACUGCCAUUGUCCUGUGAGCCGCCAAAGACCCCAUGGGGUGCCCGCAUGUCCCUGUCUAGGGCAGCCCAGGGCCCCCACUCCUGGCUCCUCACACUUGCCUCCCCUAUGGCCGCUCUCCAGACCCUCCUCCUUUCUUCUCCCCACAUCCGCACCUGCUGUUCCCACUCCGGGGUUCUCAAGUCCAUGAACAGAUAUUGCUGCAUUUUCCACAAUGCUGAUUAAACAUAAUAAACAAUCCAGAAAAGCAGUUUUGCCCAGAAA
Messenger RNA from Pan troglodytes (chimpanzee), 1482 nucleotides. It is a transcript of the gene TMEM176B, whose product is annotated as transmembrane protein 176B. The transcript has 7 exons. Gene Ontology annotation, cellular component: membrane. The record is from RefSeq and is a predicted model, not a curated record. Gene Ontology annotation, biological process: negative regulation of dendritic cell differentiation. Lineage: Eukaryota; Metazoa; Chordata; Mammalia; Primates; Hominidae. Bases 378 to 1238 code for a protein of 286 amino acids.